Bombus pyrosoma is the source of this 3975-nucleotide messenger RNA. RefSeq names its product serine/threonine-protein kinase tricornered (gene trc). Bases 1804 to 3462 code for a protein of 552 amino acids. Gene Ontology annotation, biological process: intracellular signal transduction; peptidyl-serine phosphorylation. The record is from RefSeq and is a predicted model, not a curated record. NCBI's taxonomy places the organism in Eukaryota, Metazoa, Arthropoda, Insecta, Hymenoptera, Apidae. Gene Ontology annotation, molecular function: protein serine/threonine kinase activity; ATP binding. The transcript is spliced from 10 exons.
UCAGGUCGAGAGACGUGUGGUUAGAAUCGACUCGUUGGCAACGUUCUCUCCGUGUUCUCUCUACGUUUUUCUCCUUAUCUUCGCUGAAUUUCUCGCCAGCCGGAUGAAAUUGUGCAAUCGAGGCCUACGUUCACGACGUCUCUCAAUAUGGGUUAAAUGGUGUUUUUCGGACGUGACUCGACAAGAUCGACGAUCCGAUUCUACCUGUUGUGUAGCAAACUUCGAUCGCCUGUGCAUUUCCGAGUGAAAAUUAGUGCGCUUGCCGUGUAAGUGUUUGUCGGAACGCAUCCUACCGAUCGAACGACAUUCGUUUAUUCGUGUAUUCGUUUCUCUUACUGUACGUCCCGUACAUAGCUGUAGGAGGGAAUCGAAAGGAAUAUUGCUCGUUGCAAGUAAAGAAGGAAAGAAUAGGAGUGGCGGCGAGUCAGCUUAUCGGAAUCGAAUGAACGAACCGUAUGCGUCGACGACGACGUCGAAGACGAGGACGACGGUAAUACGUAGUCGCUGAUGAUAGCGCAACGAAACACGGAUAAUGCGGCAACUACGUGACCGACCGAGCAACGUUCACCAGUGCGAGAGAUCAACCUCGACCUCCAAACGCUUUGCCGACAGUGUAGUCUCCAAGAGUUUACGCUUCGGAGGGACAAGAGAUAUUCAGGAAUGCCAUCCUUUUCCCUAUACAUACUUGGAAGACUGUGAUGCCGCGAUCGUAGAAAACUCUGUUCGUUCGAUUACUGCAAACGUCUACGAAAAAGAUUCUUACGUAGGUCCGCGAGAAACCGUUAAUCGAGACUAGAUUGGAUCGAGCGAAGUAGGACAAAGUGCAAUAAUCCUACUUAAGGACAAAUUCGUGCCGUGUAUUUCUUCUAUGUUUCCGAUGCGCGGAAAGAUCAAGGAUCUUCGGAAAGCGUUGCCGCAUCGGGAACAAAAGUCGUCGCUUCGAUCGAUCGAGCGUUCGAUUUUAAAUACGCGUAGACUAUUUUUCCUAUCCGCAUAAUUUACCUGGAUACUACCAUUCCACGGUAGCAUAGUAUUACUCAGAAAGGCUGCAAUGAAAACUAAGUACCUUAUAACGUACCAAAUAAAUCCGAUAGGUCGUUCGUUUUGAUAAGAAUUUUAAGAAAACGUGCAUAUUACGUGGGAGACGUCGGGAGAAUUUACAAAGAACUAGUUAAUCCGAUGUGAUUUGUCCUUUCUAUUCCUCUUCGUGUUCUCCGUAUUACGUUUGCAGAAAAAAUAAGAAAAUUCGACCGAGAUACGAAUUCCGUUUGUCGUUCGACGGUAAUCGACUGCAUCGAACAGCAGAGAGGAUCAGCGACAGAACAGCCAUGACUUUGGAUCGAUCGGACGAGCAAGGGCGCAUUUAGAAUACAGAAAGAGUCGUCGAGGUAUGUGCAACAAGUUAAGGGGAAGCACGUGACUGUUAGCUGCUAAAGCAAACAUCCGAGCAACAUAGAUAAAGUUGGAAGCGACGACCGCGAAACUUGAGGUACGCGCGCGCACAAGAAAAUAUGUACCUACGCUUGUACGUUCUCUUCCUGGCGAGUCGUGAGAAAAAACUCGCUGGCCGAGUUUAAAGGAAACGUCGAACAUUGGAAUCGGCCGGUUGGUUAUGAAUUACGGAAGUAAGAAAAAGAAAAAAGAAAAGAUAGGAAAAACAAAAGGUGUACAUUGAAUUUCGUGAUCGUACGUUGCCGAACUUAUCGUCGAUACGCCUAUGCCACGUACUCCGAAACCAUAUAGGAAAUUUGCUCGAGUUUCCUAAAUAAUAUCUUAUCUUUGCGGAAGGGUGUAAAACCUUGAAUGACUUUUCCAUUCUGCGGGUUUGUCUUUCACUCGUCCGAAGAGAGGACGAGACAAAUGCCCGUCGCUUCGGAAGAUUGGGUCCCGCACCCGGCUAAAAUAACCAGUUCCAUUACUACCGUCAAAGGUACCACUAUCCAAAGCACUACCACAGCUUGGAUGUCGCCGUACAGCAGAGCAUCUCCGUCCGAACGUCCAACUUCCAACAACAACAACAACAACAACAAUAAUGGAGUUGUUAUACUCGAAGGAUGUAGACCACCUGCUGCCACCACCGCUAGAAGGUUUCUCAGGUGGUUUAGCAGACUUGGUCAACCGCCAAUCGGAAAAUCAGGGGUGCUGGAGAUGGCGGCCACAGAGAGCACGAUCCGUUUCAGCGGCCAUACAUUGGACAAAGCUACAAAGGCCAAGGUAACGUUGGAGAAUUACUACAGUAAUCUGAUAGCUCAGCACAUCGAGCGAAAGCAAAGGCUCGCGAAACUAGAGGAAUCGUUGAAAGACGAAGGUCUGUCGGAACAACAGAAGCAGGAGAAACGGUUGCAGCAUGCUCAGAAAGAAACUGAAUUUCUCCGUUUGAAACGUUCCCGACUUGGCGUCGAAGAUUUCGAGCCUCUCAAAGUUAUCGGCAGAGGUGCUUUCGGAGAGGUAAGACUCGUGCAAAAGAAGGAUACCGGGCACGUAUAUGCGAUGAAAAUUUUAAGAAAAGCCGACAUGCUGGAGAAAGAGCAAGUGGCGCACGUCAGGGCGGAAAGAGACGUCCUAGUGGAAGCGGAUCAUCAAUGGGUCGUAAAAAUGUAUUAUAGCUUUCAAGAUCCUAUAAAUUUGUAUUUAAUCAUGGAGUUUCUUCCAGGCGGUGACAUGAUGACGUUGCUGAUGAAGAAAGAUACGCUGUCCGAAGAGUGCACGCAAUUUUAUAUUUCGGAGACAGCGUUAGCGAUCGAUUCUAUACAUAAACUGGGAUUUAUUCAUAGAGAUAUCAAACCGGACAAUCUGUUAUUGGAUGCACGAGGUCAUAUAAAACUCUCUGAUUUUGGAUUAUGUACGGGUCUGAAAAAGUCCCAUAGAACCGAUUUCUACAGAGAUCUCAGUCAAGCAAAGCCUUCGGAUUUCAUGACAUCGUGCGGAAGCGGAAGUGGCGGCGCGAUGGAUAGUAAAAGAAGAGCAGAGAGCUGGAAAAGAAAUAGGAGAGCUUUGGCUUAUAGUACAGUAGGAACACCCGAUUACAUAGCUCCGGAAGUAUUUUUACAAACAGGUUAUGGACCUGCUUGUGACUGUUGGUCCUUGGGAGUUAUCAUGUACGAGAUGCUCAUAGGAUAUCCACCAUUCUGCAGUGAAAAUCCCCAAGAAACUUACCGGAAGGUUAUGAAUUGGAGGGAGACCUUAGUUUUUCCGCCAGAAGUUCCCAUUAGCGAGGAAGCUAAAGAUACCAUAAUCAGGUUUUGUUGCGAAGCCGAUAGAAGAUUAGGUGCGCAAAGAGGUAUAGAAGAGCUUAAACUAGCCCCUUUCUUCCGUGGCGUCGAUUGGGAACAUAUCAGAGAAAGGCCAGCAGCAAUUCCAGUCGAAGUACGUUCUAUCGACGAUACUUCCAAUUUCGACGAAUUUCCCGACGUGAAAUUGGAGAUACGUUUGACGCAACGAGGCACGCCAACCAAGAAAUAGCAACACUCUAUUUCUUGCUCGGUUUCGACCAGUCAGCAGCCUGACGCAACUGGAAUUCCGGCCUUGGUACAUAACCCGUACCCUCCGAUGUCAUCAACGGCAUCUCGGACGGAUGGUUGAUUCGUUUUAUCUUCUGAAUACGGUCCAGUCAAUCAUCGGCAGUCAGACGCUUUUACAUGUACAUACGUGAUGAGAAAUAGUCACGACGUACGUACAUAAGGUACACGUUAUCGUAUGAAAAUGCGAAAGAAGAAGGAGAAAAGGAAGAAGACGUAAAAGGGCAAGGAAGAACAUGACAAAGACGAUAAAAAACGUCGUGUUGUUUUAGGACAAAGGACAAAAAAAAAAAAAAGAAAGAAAGAAAGAACGGAGUGAUAAAUAUUCCGGAGACGAGCAGGUGCAAAAAUCGUUGCACAUGUGAUAAGGAAGAACCGAAAUAUUUUCAUGCGCACUGUAACGUUUUUAGCGAUGUCGCAAUUAUAAAACACGUUUGUUUUUUCGUUCUAUCGUGAA